Molecule: messenger RNA, 2851 nt
Organism: Zootoca vivipara (common lizard)
Lineage: Eukaryota; Metazoa; Chordata; Lepidosauria; Squamata; Lacertidae
Gene: C9H21orf91
Product: chromosome 9 C21orf91 homolog
Source: RefSeq, a predicted model, not a curated record
CACCCCCUUCUCUGGCACGCAAUGGUCUAGUCCGAGUGGGCGGGGCUCCGGGCGCGAGGAGGCCAAGCGGAGCCCGUCCCUCGCCUUCUUCCCUCAGACGGUGCUUGGCGGCUCCGGAAGAUAGAAGUGGGGAGCGCGGCGGGCGAAGCGCGGAUACGGGACACUAUGAACGAAGAGCAGUUUGUUAACAUUGACUUGAACGAUGAUAAUGUUUGCAGCGUGUGCAAGUUAGGAACAGAAAGAGAGACGCUCUCAUUCUGCCACAUUUGUUUUGAGCUAAACAUUGAAGGAAUACCAAAGUCUGAUCUUCUGCAUACAAGAUCAUUAAGGGGACACAGAGACUGUUUUGAGAAAUUCCACUUAAUCGCAAACCAGAGUUGCCCACAGUCAAAACUCUCCAAGAGCACAUAUGCAGAAGUGAAAAACAUAUUGAGCAAAAAAAUUAACUGGAUUAUACAGUAUGCACAAAACAAAGAUUUGGAUUUGGAUUCUGAAAGUUCCAAGCAAGCACAGCAUCAACUGUUUGGCUUUAGACAUCAGAGAGAGAGAAAGCUACUUCCGCAAUAUGAUUCCCAAGUUCCUAAAUACUCUGCAAAAUGGAUAGAUGGAAAUUCCGGGAGUAUUUCAAACUGUUCACACAGUAUUCUAGAACCAAGAGAAUCCAGCGAUUUUAGACUUGAUAUGUUGCAGCAAGCAGGUGCUACCUUACACUGUAGUAGUUCAUUGUGGUCUAGUCAUGACCAGUCAGCGGAGAUGGGGAAAGCUGAAACAGGUCCAGAUACCCAGGUCCAAAGAAGACAUCCGCAGUACAGCAGGGAGCAAUUGAGUAAGAUGACUCUUGCAGAAGUGGAACAGCUGAAUACGAAACUUCUCAAGCAAAUCCAGGAUGUGUUUGAAGAGCUGACUACACAAGUACAAGAAAAAGACUCAUUGGCUUCACAGCUUAAUGUCCGUCACAUUUCUAUUGAGCAGCUGCUAAAGAACUGUUCAAAAUUGCCAUGUCUACAGAUGGGACGGGCAGCAAUGAAAUCCAAUAUCUCCAUAUAGCUGCAGCAAAGUUUGCCUUUCCCUGCUUUGUUAAUCUUAUCUCAUACAGUUGCAUACUCAAGCAGUAUUUUGGAAAAUUCUAAACAUGUAUGCAUUGCAAAACACAAUGGAAGUUACACACAGUGCUCUUUUUUAAAAGAAGAGGAGGAGGAAAAGUGCACUGGAGACUAGUUUGACUCUGGAAGUCAUCUGAUCUCCCAAAAUUUGUUACAUUCCUUCCAGGCACUGAUGAUAAAUACUUUGGUGUGACUUAACAAAGACUUCUGACUGCCUGUAAAUAGCCUGGAGCGUUAGCUGAUAAAAUGCAGUUUUUAGGUACGAAGAAAACGAUGGCGCAACCAGUAUUCAUGAAAUCUACAUUUCUUAUUUAUUGUAAGCAAUAUUUUAUUACUGAAAUUUUAUACAAGAAGAAACUAUUUUAGGUACUUUUCCACAUCUCUUUAUAAAAUGAUAUUUGAAUGAUAUAUAACAUUUUUGCCUUGUGUAAUGAUGGUUUACCCUUUUUUCAAGUCUGUGUACUUAACUUUCAUGAUGGAAAUUGUUGGUUUUUUUAAAAAAAAAAAGUUUCCCAAAGACACAAUCUCAGUGGCUAUAAUGCAUUACUUUUAUUUUUUGGCAGUGUACAAUUUAUUGGGCAUGGGUUGUAUCUUAACAGAAGAAAUCUAAGCACAGCACCUCCUUUUCGGAAUGAUGGUUCAUGUUUUGUUAAUAUAUGAAGAGCUGGGUUUUGGUUUUGUAUGUGAAUUUUUAAUGCUUCAUAAAAGUAUAUGGCUUCAAAGAAAUAAACCUAUAAUACCUCAUGGAAAUAAUUGUAGUAUUCUUUUAAUGCUCUGCCUGAUAUGUUACAAACUCCUUGCACAUAGAAAACUAGGGUAUUAAGUAAACUAGGCUUAGAAGCCUUACCUUGCACAUGCGACCACCACUGAUGGGCACAUGACUAAGGGCAAAAUACAGCAAACAGCUAGUUUAUGCAGUUUGUUCCUGCGAACAUCCUACUACAAAAAGUGCUUUGAAAUCUGGGGUGCAUGAUGCUAUACAAUGCCCGUCAGGGAGAAACUACUUGUGCAUUUGUUCGGAUAUAAUCUCUGGUAAUUACACUUCUGUGGUAAAACUCUGUUUUGACUGAUUAAAGUUGUAGUUGAGUAUUUGCCUUUGAGACUUCAUCUCUCUCGGCAUCUGCAUCCAGCCUUCGUUUAACAAGCAUCUUGGCAAAGGUCCAGAGAAGGAGCUGCUUAUGCCCAGUGGGACCUGUCUUGUGAUCAUUUUAAAGCAUUUUCCUCCCAACUUCAGUUUACAAAAAUCAGUAGUAGCACACAGAUGAUAGCGACCUUUCCCCCUCUCCCUCUGGCUCUUCAACCCGACUGAUGAUCCCUUCAUCCGCACACAGCAAAUAAGCUUUUAAAAGUAGUGUGCUGUGUGGUCUUGGACUUCAAAGAAGAGUUAAUUUCUUUUGCCUCGAGUGAGAGAAAAUGAUGAAUGAUGUUUGACUUCAAGGUUGCUCAAUCAAUUCUAAGUGUUAGACUAAGAGUGGGGACGGACGGACUAGGGUUCAAAUCCCCACUCAGCACAAAGCUCACUGGGUGACCGUGGGCCAGGCACUGUUGGCCUAACCUACCUCACAGGGUUGUUGUUGGGGUAAAAUGGGGAGAAAGAGAACAUUACCUCCUUGAACUACUUGGAGGAAAGGUGGGAUAUAAAUCAAAAAGCUGUAAACCUACUUCAAUAAUCACAAGCUUUUUGAAUAUAAUGUCAACACAUGGGGUAAAGGUAAAGGGACCCCUGACCAUUAGGUCCAGUCGUGACC